GUCUGUUUGAAACUUGUCCAUCUCCAUCAGAUCUCCACUGCCUUUUCUUUUUUAAUACAAUUGCAUCUGUUGUUUCCUCUUCAGCAUGGCCGACAGACGAAGUGGUAUGGUGCAGUCCAUGGGCUAUCCGAAUCCCUCGAGCUCAGUAGUCAGCCGUGCCGUGGCUGCCGCUGCCGCAAACCGACGACAAUCUAGCAUGCGGACUGGACGCGCAUCAAAGCAAUAUUCAGUAUCUGCGUUCUACUCCAUGGCAGCAGAACAAGAUGUAGAAGUUGAAGAUGACCUGGCUCAAGCUCAACGAAUCUUGAGAGACCUGAAAUCCAAGAUUUCCACUCAAUCAAAAAAGAAUUUCGUUCUAGAACGUGAUGUGAGAUACUUGGAUUCUCGCAUUGCACUGCUCAUUGCCAAUAGAAUGGCGUUGGACGAGCAAAAUGAAGUCGCAUCUCACUUGGAAGAACACGACGACCAGGGCGAUGAACACUAUCCCGACCACCGUAAAAUGCAACAAUAUGGCAAUCUCUUUUUCCUACUUCAGAGUGAACCUCGACAUGUUGCCAGUCUGUGCCGUCUCGUCAACCUGGCAGAAAUAGAUACUCUACUUCAAACUGUCAUGUUCACUCUGUAUGGUAACCAAUACGAAAGUCGUGAAGAGCAUUUGCUAUUGACCAUGUUCCAGAAUGUUCUUGCCGCACAAUUUGAGACAACUACAGAAUUCACAUCACUUCUUCGAGCGAAUACUCCAGUUUCUAGAAUGAUGACGACCUAUACCCGAAGAGGCCCGGGUCAAUCGUAUUUGAAGACGGUAUUGUCAAAUAGCAUCAAUGGUUUGUUGGAACAUAAAGAUUUGAACCUUCAGAUCAAUCCACUCAAGGUAUACGAAGAAAUGGUCAAUCAAUUUGAAGAGGAAGGAAGAGACUUGCCACCAGGUAUGCCAAGAAGUGUCACUCCUGAUGUAGCAGCCGCCAACCCAGAUGUCAUUGCCAUCAUUCAGCCUCGUCUCGUUAUGCUCAUGGAUGUCACCAAUCGCUUUUUGGAAACCAUUAUGCAGUCACUGGAUCAAGUACCGUAUGGUAUUCGCUGGAUCUGUAAGCAGAUUCGGUCACUCACAAAACGCAAAUACCCUGAAGCGACGGACAUUGCCAUUUGUUCACUUAUUGGUGGAUUUUUCUUUUUACGGUUUUUGAACCCGGCCAUCGUCACCCCUCAAGCUUACAUGUUAGUUGACCGCCUUCCUGGCAAGCAUCCUCGAACGACGUUAACCUUGAUCGCCAAAAUGCUUCAAAAUCUAGCCAAUAAGCCUUCUUAUGCAAAGGAGACCUACAUGAUCCCAACCAAUCCGUUUGUGGAGAAAAACAAGCAGCGAAUCAACCGAUUCUUGAAUGAUCUUUGCGAAGUGGGCGAUUUCUAUGAAUCUUUAGAAAUGGACCAAUACAUGGCCUUGUCCAAAAAAGACAUCGUUCUCAACAUUACAUUGAAUGAAAUGUACAACACACAUGCAUUGCUUCAGCAACAUAUCGAUGUUCUCGCUCCGAAAAAGGAUGACCAUCUUCGAAUCUUACUUACUGAAGCGGGAUCAGCGCCGGCGCAGGUUCCUCGCAAACAAAAUCUGCCUAUUGUGUUACCACUGUUCAGUCGGUGGGAGACUCCUAUACAAGAUCUGACAACGGCUUUGAUGUCGGAAAACAAUAUCACCCAAAAUGACAUACAGUACAUGGAAGCCAAGGCGAUCUUCGUCCAACUCGUUCGUUCUCUACCGUAUUUUGCGAAGAAGCCAGUGAUGGAUUUACAUCGAAUUGCUGAAACCGCAGCGACGUCAAAAGAUGCUCAGAUGGUUCGAAAAGGCAUCAAAGUCCAAGAUAUGCUCAAGGAGCUCGAAGCUGCUAACGUCAUUGAUCGCAAAGACAACUAUGCUCUACUUGCUCAGGAAAUCAAGCAGGAAUUGGUUCAUCUUGGUGAUCUGAAGGAUAGAGUUAUGCAAGAAAGUUCCAGUCUUGAGAGCGUGUACAAAACCAUUUUGGAUCACAACAAUUAUCUCAAGAGUCAACUGGAGAGUUACAAGGCCUAUCUGCAAAAUGUGCGGAUUCAGAGCAGCGGUGGUGAGAAGGGAAGCAAGAAGUCAGUCGGUAUUGGUGUCGAGGUAGAGCAUUCUGGCAAGGGCAGCAAGUCCAAGGCUAGCAAGCCUCAAAUUUUGGGUCCAUACAAAUUCACGCAUCAGCAAUUGGAAAAAGACGGUGUUAUUGCCGUAACCAACGUUCCUGAGUCAAGAAAAGGAAAUAUUUUCUUCACCAUUUCAUGUCCAAUGCCUGGUACAUUCAUCAUCGAGCUGCACUAUAAAGGUAGAGACAAACCCAUUCUUGAAAUGGAUCUGAAGUUGGAUGACUUGUUGGAAAAGCAACAAGAUAACAUUCAAGUGUUAGAUUUGGAGUACGUUCAACUCAGCGUAGUCAGGACGUUGCAUUUGUUGAAUAAGACGUUUGUUACAAAGUCCAAGAAUGGAAUCUUUUCAUAAUCACCCUUUGAUAGUCAACCACUCAUUACAGUCCUUUUAUUGCCUUAGUAUAAUCUUUAUUCUCGUUUCCAUUAUUGACAAGCAAUGCUGAAAUGUUUACCAAAAACGU
Umbelopsis ramanniana AG is the source of this 2618-nucleotide messenger RNA. RefSeq lists its product as uncharacterized. The coding region runs from base 86 to 2509 and encodes 807 amino acids. Gene Ontology annotation, biological process: regulation of GTPase activity; regulation of actin cytoskeleton organization. Gene Ontology annotation, cellular component: cell cortex. The record is from RefSeq and is a predicted model, not a curated record. The transcript is spliced from 10 exons. Lineage: Eukaryota; Fungi; Mucoromycota; Umbelopsidomycetes; Umbelopsidales; Umbelopsidaceae. Gene Ontology annotation, molecular function: GTPase activator activity; protein binding.